This is a messenger RNA of Empidonax traillii (willow flycatcher), 2312 nucleotides long. RefSeq names its product transcription factor 4 (gene TCF4). Gene Ontology annotation, molecular function: protein dimerization activity; RNA polymerase II cis-regulatory region sequence-specific DNA binding; DNA-binding transcription factor activity, RNA polymerase II-specific. The coding region runs from base 90 to 1862 and encodes 590 amino acids. Lineage: Eukaryota; Metazoa; Chordata; Aves; Passeriformes; Tyrannidae. Gene Ontology annotation, cellular component: transcription regulator complex. The transcript is spliced from 17 exons. Gene Ontology annotation, biological process: regulation of transcription by RNA polymerase II. The record is from RefSeq and is a predicted model, not a curated record.
UAGAAGACAGAACCAGCUCAGGGUCCUGGGGGAAUGCAGGACAUCCGAGUCCAUCCCGGAACUAUGGAGAUGGGACUCACUACGACCACAUGGCCAGCAGAGACCUCGGCUCCCACGACAAUCUCUCUCCUCCCUUUGUCAAUUCCAGGAUACAAAGUAAAACAGAACGAGGUUCCUACUCAUCAUAUGGACGAGAUUCCAACUUACAGGGCUGCCACCAGCAAAGUCUCCUGGGAGGGGACAUGGACAUUGGCACCCCCGGAGCGCUGUCCCCGUCCAAGCCCGGCUCCCAGUACUACCAGUAUCCCAGCAAUAAUCCGCGCCGGAGGCCUCUCCACAGCUCCUCCAUGGAAGUUCAGACAAAGAAAGUUCGGAAAGUUCCUCCGGGUUUGCCAUCCUCAGUUUAUGCUCCCUCAGCCAGUACUGCCGACUACAACAGGGAUUCUCCGGGUUAUCCCUCCUCCAAACCAGCAGCCAGCACUUUUCCCAGCUCCUUCUUCAUGCAAGAUGGCCACCACAGCAGCGACCCCUGGAGCUCCUCCAGCGGGAUGAACCAGCCUGGCUAUGGGGGAAUGCUGGGCAACUCUUCCCACAUUCCCCAAUCCAGCAGCUACUGCAGCCUCCACCCGCACGACCGCUUGAGCUACCCAUCCCACUCCUCAGCUGACAUCAACUCCAGUCUUCCUCCGAUGUCCACGUUCCACCGGAGCGGGACCAACCACUACAGCGCCUCGUCCUGCACCCCUCCGGCCAAUGGCACCGACACCAUCCUGGCCAACAGAGGAAGUGGGGCAGCGGGAAGUUCGCAGACUGGUGAUGCCCUGGGGAAAGCACUCGCCUCUAUCUAUUCUCCAGAUCACACCAACAACAGCUUUUCAUCAAAUCCUUCAACUCCUGUUGGUUCUCCCCCUUCUCUCUCAGCAGGAACAGCUGUUUGGUCUAGGAAUGGAGGUCAAGCGUCAUCAUCUCCCAAUUAUGAAGGUCCCUUACACUCCCUGCAGAGCCGGAUCGAGGACCGGCUGGAGCGGUUGGACGACGCCAUCCACGUGCUGAGGAACCACGCGGUGGGAGCCGCCCCCAUGGCCGGCGCCCACGGGGACAUGCACGGGCUGCUGGGCGCCCACAAUGGCGCCAUGGCCGGGCUGGGCGCCGGCUACGGCACCGGGCUGCUCUCGGCAAACCGCCACUCCAUCAUGGUGGGAGCGCACCGGGAGGACGGGGUGAGCCUCCGCGGGAGCCACUCGCUCGUGCCCAACCAGGUGCCUGUCCCGCAGCUUCCCGUCCAGUCAGCCACGUCCCCGGACCUGAACCCGCCCCAGGAUCCCUACAGGGGAAUCCCGACAGGACUGCAAGGCCAGAGUGUCUCGUCGGGCAGCUCUGAGAUCAAAUCUGACGAUGAGGGCGACGAGAACCUCCAGGACACCAAGUCUUCAGAGGACAAGAAACUGGAGGAUGACAAGAAGGAUAUCAAAUCCAUUACUAGGUCAAGAUCUAGCAAUAACGACGACGAGGACCUGACCCCCGAGCAGAAGGCGGAGCGGGAGAAGGAGCGGCGCAUGGCCAACAACGCGCGGGAGCGGCUGCGCGUGCGCGACAUCAACGAGGCCUUCAAGGAGCUGGGCCGCAUGGUGCAGCUCCACCUCAAGAGCGACAAGCCCCAGACCAAGCUCCUCAUCCUCCACCAGGCCGUGGCCGUCAUCCUCAGCCUGGAGCAGCAGGUCCGAGAACGGAAUCUGAAUCCAAAGGCCGCGUGCCUGAAAAGAAGGGAAGAAGAGAAGGUCUCCUCAGAUCCGCCCCCACUGUCCCUGGCAGGACCCCACCCUGGGAUGGGAGAUGCCUCCAAUCACAUGGGACAGAUGUAAAAAGGUCCAAGUCGCCGCAUUCCUGCCUGGAAAAGCGAGAGACCACUUCCUUAUCCGAUGUAUUUCUCUUAAAUUCCCACAUAAACACUUCUCCUUGCGAAACCCCUUUGUUUUGUAAAGAUAAGACAAGUCUGAGCAGUUCCGAAUCCCAGACGCAAAAAGAGAUUCCAGCAUUCCCAAGGGAAAAAAACAAACAAACAAAAAAAAAACCCACGGAACCCAACAAGAAAAAAAACGAAACAAAAAAAGUGCAACUUCUGGAGGGAUGACUCUCUUUGAACAUAUCAAGCAGAAUGUCCAACUUGGAAUUCCGAGACUGAAUGGCAAUCUUUUUCCACACUGUGGGACAAUGCAUUUGUGCCUAAAAUUCCUUGGGUUUUUUGGGUUUGGUUGGCUUUUUUUCAGUUUCGUUUUUGUUUUAUUUUUUGGUGGGUUUUCAGUGUUUUUUUU